AUGCAACCUUCAGAAAUUGUUGCCAUCCUGGCAGGCACUUACACCCUUCUCAACACAUCAGCAACCCGCGAUGGCGUGCCUGUAGAUGACCCAACAUACGGUUCAAACCCCGUCGGCAUCCUCACAUACAGCAAAACCGGCUUCAUGUCGGCCACCCUCACAUCUACAAACCCCGAACACCGCCCAGCGAGCCUUACAUUCCCCUUCGAGGAAGGCCAGUCAGACGUGGAGUGGGCCUUGGUCGGCAAGCAUAGCAUCGGGUACGCCGGGCCAUUCUCGAUUAGUGGCGAUAUCCCUGCGUCUGCUACCGACGGCCAGGUUUUCCAUGGCCCAUUGACGGUUGCAAACGUCCCGACCAUGGUUGGCGCCGUUCACAGACGUAACUACACAACAUUUGAGAAUGGGACGCUGCUGCGUAUCACGUCGCAGAGGGAUGGGUCGAAUCGAGGAGAGCUCUGGUGGAAAAGGCUAGAUUAA
Molecule: messenger RNA, 477 nt
Organism: Colletotrichum graminicola M1.001
Lineage: Eukaryota; Fungi; Ascomycota; Sordariomycetes; Glomerellales; Glomerellaceae
Exons: 2
Coding region: 1-477 (158 amino acids)
Source: RefSeq, a predicted model, not a curated record